Messenger RNA from Ambispora leptoticha, 1251 nucleotides. The record is from the annotation of a GenBank genome assembly. Lineage: Eukaryota; Fungi; Glomeromycota; Glomeromycetes; Archaeosporales; Ambisporaceae.
AUGCAAGAUCAAGAUAAUGAAUUACUAAAACUUGGUGGUAAACGCGCAUGGGAUGACCCAGACGACAAAGGUGCUUAUAUAUCACUAAAGAAGCAAGCAAACUUAAAAAAACUAAGAAAAUCAGAAGAAGAAGAUGUUAUAUCUGGGGAUAAAUAUGAAAUACGAUUAAGACAACAACAUGAGAAACUUCAUCCCGCUCCAAAGGAAUAUUCAGACAAGGAUAUCGCAUUGUUGAAGCAAUCACACGGAUUCUUGGAAAAGAAGAGAUCAAAAAUUUUGCCCCCCGAAGAAAUUGAAAUUACUCGUGUGAGAGAUGCUAAUCAACAGGCUUAUUCUCAAUGUGUUGUUCAGUCAGUUAACUUUCAUCCUAAUGCGCAAAUAUUAAUGACUGCUGGCUUCGAUAUGACUCUUCGACUAUUUCAGAUUGACGGUAAAUUGAAUCAAAAAAUUCAAUCAGUAUAUUUUAAAGAUAUGCCGAUUUUUCAUGCGGAAUUCAAUUCAACCGGCAGAGAGAUUAUAGCUUCCGGUCGACAACCAUUUUUUUACAUUUAUGAUAUCGAAGCUGGUCGGGUUGAAAAAUCAAACCAAAUCCAAGGACGACGACAAGACAAGACUUAUGAGCAUUUUCGAAUUUCUCCUUGUGGUCGGUAUAUCAUUUUCGUUGGGCGUGAUGGAUUCCUUAAUUUGGUCAGUUAUCAGACAAAACAAUGGAUCGCCAAUAUGAAAAUGAAUAAUUGGGUUAAUGGGGUUGAUUGGUCUGGCGAUGGCAAAUAUUUGUAUUCAGUUGAUAUGGAUGCGAUGGUCUAUCAGUGGGAUGUGGGUACGAGGAGAUGUGUUCAUCGGUUUAAAGAUCAUGGUGGAUUCAAACCAAGCUCGGUUGCUGUUUCGAAGAAUGAUAAAUAUCUCAGUAUUGGUUCACGUUCGGGAAUUGUAAAUGUUUACGAUAAAUCACGUUUAACUUCAAAUAAUCCAUCACCUCUUAAAGCGAUUUCAAACUUGACUACUACAGUCCAUCAUACAAAAUUUAAUCAUGAUUCACAGAUUUUGGGGAUUUCAAGUCGUUCCAAAAAGGAACAAUUGAAAUUGGUCCAUCUCCCAUCUUUAACUGUCUUCAAGAAUUGGCCAACUGGCGCAACACCGUUGGGUUACGUUGAAUCCUUCGAUUUUUCACCCAAUAGUGGGUACAUUGCAAUAGGUAACGCGAAGGGUAAAGUGCUCUUGUAUCGAUUGAGACAUUUUGCAUCUGCAUAA